AUGACCCAGGACCCCCAAGCAGAGGCGAAGCCCGUCACCCCGCAGCCCCCCAUGAAGCCCCGCCUGGAGCGAGCCCUGUCUCUCGAUGACAAGGCCUGGAGGAGGAGGCGUUUCCCGAACAGCCAGGAGGACCUGUCGGCCGCGGAGCGGGACGGCGCCAGCCCGCGCGCGGGCUCCCCGCACCAGGCCCAGGGCCCGGCCGCCGCAGCCGCCCAGGACCACCCUGCACCCUGCCUGGGCCCGUCUUUGCAGGAGGUCCCGAAAGCCCGCAGGGCUGCGGGCAGUGAGGGAGGGAGUCCACCCGGGUGGAGUAACCGUCUCUCUGGAGUGGCCAGCACCUCCCUAGAUCCCCUGCACAGGGAGGCCCUGCCAACUGGAAGCUCCCCGCUGCCCCCCGGCCUGCGGCCCCCACGCUCAGCGCCCGCGUCUGACCACCGCGCGGCCUCCGACCCUGCGAGUGCAGCAAAUGACAUUGACUCGGAGCACGCUGACCGCAAGCCGCGGGCCCAAAGCAAGCUGGUCCGGGCCCACAGCAGCCUGGGCACUUGCCGACCCCGGAGCCCCCUGGCCUCUGACGACCACCCGCUCCACGCCGCCCGAUCCUCCUUCAGCCUCCUGGCACCCAUCCGAACCAAGGACAUUCGGAGCAGGAGCUAUCUGGAGGGGAGUCUUCUGGCCAGCGGGGCCCUGCUGGGGGCAGAUGAGCUGGCUAGGUACUUCCCAGACCGGAAUGUGGCCCUAUUUGUAGCCACCUGGAACAUGCAGGGCCAGAAGGAGCUCCCAGUGAGCCUGGACGAAUUCCUGCUGCCCAGCGAGGCCGACUACACCCAGGACCUGUACGUCAUCGGGGUCCAGGAAGGCUGUUCCGACAGGCGGGAGUGGGAGACACGCCUGCAGGAGACGCUGGGCCCCCGGUACGUGUUGCUGUCCUCCGCCGCGCACGGGGUGCUGUACAUGUCCCUGUUCAUCCGCAGGGACCUCAUCUGGUUCUGCUCGGAGGUGGAGUGCUCCACUGUGACCACUCGGAUCGUGUCUCAGAUCAAGACCAAGGGGGCCCUGGGCCUCAGCUUCACCUUCUUCGGCACCUCCUUCCUCUUCAUCACCUCUCACUUCACCUCCGGAGACGGAAAGGUGGCCGAGAGGCUAAUGGACUACGCCAGGACCAUCCAGGCCUUGGCCCUGCCCAGGACUGUACCAGACACCAACCCCUACCGCUCCAGCGCAGCGGAUGUCACCACCCGGUUCGAUGAGGUGUUCUGGUUUGGAGACUUCAACUUCCGCCUGAGCGGAGGGCGCCGGGCAGUGGAGGCCAUCCUGAAGCAGGACCUGGAGGUGGACGUGCCAGCCCUGCUGCGGCAUGACCAGCUCACCCGGGAGAUGAAGAAAGGGUCCAUCUUCAAGGGCUUCCAGGAGCCCGAUAUCCACUUCCUCCCGUCAUACAAGUUUGACAUUGGGAAGGAUACUUACGACAGCACCUCCAAACAGAGAACCCCCUCCUACACGGACCGAGUCUUGUAUAGAAGCCGCCACAAGGGGGACAUUUGUCCCUUAAAGUACUCUUCCUGCCUUGGCAUCAAGACAUCUGACCACCGCCCUGUGUACGGCCUGUUCCGGGUCAAAGUGAGGCCAGGACGGGACAACAUCCCACUAGCUGCCGGCAAGUUUGACCGAGAACUGUACUUGAUAGGAAUUAAAAGACGGAUUUCAAAAGAGAUGCAGAAACAGCAAGUGCUGAAGAACCAGAGCUCCAGCACUGUCUGUACUGUUUCCUGAAGUGGCUCAGUGGAGACGGUCAUGGCAGCCCAGGCGAAUGUCGGAGCACACAGGCCGCUGCAAAGGCAGAAGUUUGCUCUUGGGCAGCUCCUGCCCCUUUGGGAGUCCUGUCCUGCUUCCUCACAAGCAGCAGCGGUGAUGGGCAGCUGGGGGCGGGGGCUGUGGCCACACCCACAGCUGUCGUGGGGCAGAAGCUGCCUGCCUCUAGCUGGGUGAGCGGUUCUCAUUUGGCACGUCCCCGUUGGGCACAUGGCAGCCCUUUGCCUCCAGGGGGAGCCCUUCAACCCCCACAUCUGUGGACGAGUGAGGUGCCUCCCCUCAUGUCCACUUGUGCCAGAAGCCUCUCCUCCGUUCACUCAACCCCCAAGCCGGAGCCUGAGUUUUUAGGUGUCCAGGGAGAACCCUCACACGGGCACACAGGCACCCGGGUCAGGGCUGGGCAUCUCCUGGACACUCAGACGUAGCUGCCAUGAACCCUGCCACCAGAGACCAAAGCUAGACACUUGGAGGAUGUGGCCUGGCAUCCCUCUGCUAGGCUACGUCUCAGGGCUCCGCCCCCCCCCCCCCCCCCCCCCCCCCCCACAGGCCAAGCCCGGCCUUGUAAAACUAGGGUUCUAGGAUUGCGACCAUCUGCUUUAGUGACAGCAGCCACAGAACGGGACCACACCCUAAGUCAGACAGCUCCAUCCUGCUUCCCAUCCCUAGAGCUUAAAACCCUCUGCUGCUCCCUUGAGUGUAUUAAAACCUAGGGGAUAGCCACACCAGUCUUCUAAAAUUAUUUAUUUUUCCAUAUUUAUAUUUUUAAAUAAAUGUGUAUAUUGAAUUGUGAACUUUCUAGCCCAAGGCUGAGUCUUCGAAGGAAGUAUCUAUCUGUAUGCAGGCCCUUUUCAUUCUCAAGGCUACAAAGCGCCAGUCUGCUGCUCAAGACACACGCAGGGUUAGCCAGGAGGGGCCGCUGCUCCAGACUGGCUGACCCGAAUUGCGAUGACUUGCAGUCCAAACAGACCCCACGUGAGACUUGCUAGCCUCUGCUUCCACAAACACGUGAACUUGAAGGCAAUGGCAGCUGUGGCCAGGGCAGGUCAGCCCUCACACUACUCAGAUGGCCAGACUGUGUAGUUUUGCUUGAUUCCAAAUAAACCGGCAGUCUGUCUGCAAAGUUUUUGUGGUGAUGAGGCUUGAAAUGAGAACGAUUUGAAGGAUUUUUCUGUCAGUCAUAGGGCUUAAAUUCUGGACCUCACGUGCUGUUCCUGGGCUUUUUUGUUUAAGGCUGGUGCUCCUACUAUUGGUUUUUUGGGUGGGUGGCUAGCGAUGACAAUCACAA
Dipodomys ordii (Ord's kangaroo rat) is the source of this 3097-nucleotide messenger RNA. It is a transcript of the gene Inpp5e, whose product is annotated as inositol polyphosphate-5-phosphatase, 72 kDa. Lineage: Eukaryota; Metazoa; Chordata; Mammalia; Rodentia; Heteromyidae. Gene Ontology annotation, biological process: phosphatidylinositol dephosphorylation. Gene Ontology annotation, molecular function: inositol-polyphosphate 5-phosphatase activity. The record is from RefSeq and is a predicted model, not a curated record. The transcript has 11 exons. The coding region runs from base 1 to 1773 and encodes 590 amino acids.